This is a messenger RNA of Penicillium brasilianum, 3991 nucleotides long. The record is from the annotation of a GenBank genome assembly. Lineage: Eukaryota; Fungi; Ascomycota; Eurotiomycetes; Eurotiales; Aspergillaceae.
CCUGCACCGAGCACAGCAUGGUGUCUUUCUGGCCCUGGAAGGGCGAGGACAACUCCCCCGCGUCGUUCGAAAAGACGCUGUCGACCUUGUCUGCCAAGAUCGCCCAGGUCACCACGCGACUCGACCAACAGCGCCAAACAGCCCGUCGCUUCAAGGCUCUGUGGACCCUCUAUUCGACAUUUGCAUAUCUCUUCUACUCGAUCGUACUUGCGCUAGUACUUGGAUGGGAGAGCUGGGGUGUCAAGGAAUACGCCGCCAUCGCGGGUGGUCCAGUGCUGAUAUACGGAGUACGAACGGCCGGAGCUCGUCUCUUCGAAUACCGCAUCUCCCGAAGCCAGCGCCAUCUCGACGAGCUGAACAAACAGCGCGACCAGACCAUUGAGAAGCUCAAGGUCGCGACCAAGUACAACUCUACCCAACAACUGCUCGAGAAGUAUGGCGGCGAGUCACCAAAGACGAGUCCCAAUCCCAAGGGUAGUCCCGAUAGCCGCAAGCAAGCUACGCCUUCGCAGAAACAGCAGCAGCAACAGCAACAUGUAGCCCGCACGGGACUACCUCCCCCUCCAACCGCCAACAUCCGCCGUCCUCCUCCUGGCCAGCCUCCUAUCGGGCCAGGUAUCCCUCCCUCGCCUCCUUCCUACCAAAUCACCAAACAACAACAGACUCUGCCAAACGCACCCUCCACACCUCCCCUUCCUCAACAAUUCAUCGACGAGCCGGGCUUCGCGCCAAACGCGUUCCCUAGUUCCGGGCAGUAUAUCGAGCAACCACACUGGUAUGAUAGAUUGCUGGAUGUCCUGCUGGGUGAGGAUGAGAUGCAGCCCCGUAACAGGAUGGCCAUGAUCUGUGGCUCGUGUCGUCUGGUGAACGGCCAGGCACCACCGGGCAUCAAGACUCUCGAGGAGCUGGGUCGCUGGCGGUGUGGGAGCUGUGGGGCUUGGAACGGCGAGGAGAGCGAGACAACGAAGAUAUUGUCGACCUUGAGACAGAAUUCUGAUCCCGCUGAGGAUCUAUCGGGUUCGCUCUUGACUACGGGGCCUGAUGUUCAGGGUGGAGAUGUUAGUGAUGAGGGAGUGAUGGUCGCUACUAGUGAGGAAGAUGAGCAAGGGGAUGAGGAUUUCGAUGAUGCGAAGGACGACGAGUCGAAUCAGAAAGAGGAACCCCAGACAGAGCCGGUUCGUCGGUCAAAGCGUGGCAAGGGCAAGCAGUAAAUCUUCUUUUUAGUAUUAUAGUUUCAUCUACGCUGCAUUAAACUAACGCCGUGUACGGCUACGCGCAAUUGAACAAGUCUACAUUCUCGGGCAAUACCAUCCUUGUCAUAGUUCUUCAUUUAAAUUCGUUGUCUAAAUGUAUCUCCAGGAACGUCAUUCCUGUGAGUUCGUCAUUCUGCACGCAAGAAUAGAACUAAACCCCCGUCGUACCAGAUGGAAUAUGCGUCCACCAAGAGUGUGAUUCGAAAACUCGCUCGUUCGUAGAUCAAAGCAAUACGUCUGACUUUCUUCUCGUCAGUUCUCUUGAGGAUCAUCAAUCAUGUCACCGUUGUAGGGAUCCUCGUGACGGUCAGGUUGUCGAUUCAAGCAACUGCCUCUGCUAAUUGUCCCGCCUGGAAUUGUUCAAUGACCCACAACGCCGUCUUAAUCUCAGCCUCAUCAGCAGAAGCACAUCCCUCGAUGACCGCAACUUGGUCUUUAUUCAUACUUGCGGUACAACGGUACGUCGCAGCAACCCCCUUUGCUUCGACCCGCCUCGACUUGAAAAUCAACUGGCCACACGUCUUGCCCAGCACGUCCUGUGCCUUGUUUCGAGGAUGUUGGACAUCGAUGUUCUCUGCAAUGACACGCCGUAGAUAUGGAAGUAAUCCCAGCCUCUCAAGGAAGGCCGUGCAAUGACCGAGACUAACAUCAGCACCCGAAUCAAGGAAUAUCGCGCCCAGGGUGCUUUCCACGAUGUCUGACAUGAAUUUGUCUGGGCGAAGACGCGAGAAUAGUUCCCACGGAUACUUGGAUCCGCAUUGCAGUUCGUGGAGAAUUUCUUCUCGUAGUUCCCGGUGUCGCGCUACAGAUGCAUCUCGGGCAGCCCCAAUGACUGGUCCAUUAUAGCGCAGAAAUUUCCAUAGUCCAGUGUUGUCAACGGUCAUCUCCAUGCAAAGGAAUGCCAAAAGUCCGGCGUUGACGACGGAAUGCUUGAUCAUGGUCAUCUUGCCUUCGGGCAACUGCUGGUUUAGCUCUGCCAACACGGUGACAACUGCCAUGUCAAGGACUGCAUCACCUAGGAACUCGAUGCGCUGGUAUGAUUGAGUUUGCAUAUCAUGCUCACAGGACGAGUGGGUCAGUGCCUCGGUUAGAAGUGAGGCAUCUUGGAAGGUGUAUCCAAUCAGUCUGCCGAUGAUCUCUGGAUCCACAAGCUUGUUCACGAGAUUUGGGUCCUGCUCUCUCGUUGGAAUAGUUUCGGGAAUCUCUAUCUCCGGCAAAAACCGGUGCAGACAGGCCUGUGCCCUUCUCAUACCGCCAUCCAUGUAUGCGGCACCGAUCAAUGCUUCAACGACGUCUGCCAGAACCUUCAUGGAUAGCUUGCGCGUCGGCCGGCUAGCUGCCUGUGCGGAUUUUCGGGAGAUCAAUGGUGGUGUCCAUUUGCGAGGUGUAAACCGGUCAUUCAGGAUGAACUGAUCAAGACCAGUAUCCAGCGCAGCCCGCGCAAGCCGUUGGUUUUUGAUGAGCUUAUCACGGCUUUCGGAAAGAUACCCCUCGUGCCAUGUUGGCUGCGCAAAGAACAGAUGACAGCUCACCGUGAAUUUCAGGACGGAAUCGCCAAAGAACUCAUAAAGCUGGUAGUGGGUCGGCGCCUGGGCGAGAGGCGUGGUAAUCGCCGUCAAAACAUGACCCAGAUUGUGAUUACAAGCGCCCUUCAGGAUGGUCUCGUUAACCCUGUGCGCAACCAUAACAGCUUCGAAACGGUCAAGAAUCGCGGAUAUGAAGAGACCAAACUUAGACUUCUUCCAUGGAAGUUUGUCAACUGUACAGCCUGCGGCUGGGACGACAUAAAUCUUGGGAGGAGCUUCCUCCGUUUCGUCCGCUAGCUGAGACGGGUUUCGAUACUGUAGAAGAUUUCGUCGCUUGGGCAAGUUUCGACAUUCAAUCUCCAAGCCUUCUAGCUCAUGCCACAUACGAAAGAGCCGCGGCUCGCUGUACUUUGCUGUAUCACGAAUAAUACCAAUGGGGGAAAUCUCGUGAUCGCGCGCAUAGAGAUCUACGGCUUUUUCGGUGCCUUCGUAGCGCUGGAUCCAAGCUCCAAGCUGCUGCACUGGUAUGGUAGGGACAAAAGGAACCACAUAGUCUCUGUCAGUUCCCUGCAAGCGAGACGAUGGGGCUUGAAGGAACAUGGCGGUAAUUAUUCUCAUGUGUUGGAUAAUAUCCGCUGUUGGCAUCGGGCUGAUGGGCUGACUUGUUCCAAAAGUCACGGUCAUGCUGGUUUCAUUCUCCCAAAAGAAUGUCAGAGGAUCUGGUGCGGGCACCCUUCUAGGAAGUACGAUCGACAUCAGCAGGUCCUCAUCUACAGCACCAGUGCUGUUGUCUGUUACGGUGAUGGUUGUUUCAUGAAGCUCCUGCAUCACCCAGUCUUGAGCCAAAUCAACGUAGGGAUCAUAUUGCACGGAGCAUUCGAUCAAAGCUGGCAUGGACAUCUCUUCCGUGAAUCUGAGCUCUGGUUUUCGGUUCAGUGGUAAAAGGUUAUCAUUUACCAAUCCGUACUCCCAAAGAGCUUUGUAGGCCUGAAACGCCGCCUCCUUUCUAGCUGCGUUCUCGGUGCGCCACCAGCGCUUACCCUGAGUUUGACGAACCGCCGGGUGAACUGAAUUGGGAAGACUGACUAUGCCACGAAGGAGACCAGUCGAGUCCUCUUCAAAGGAGAACAUGGGACGAUUGUCCACGUACUGAUCGAGGGGUAGUAAGGAGCAAAAGUGGUGGAGAUGUUGCAUGGCAUCGCCUGGAGAAAU